This is a messenger RNA of Conger conger (European conger), 4721 nucleotides long. RefSeq names its product myosin IF (gene myo1f). Bases 248 to 3538 code for a protein of 1096 amino acids. Gene Ontology annotation, biological process: actin filament organization; vesicle transport along actin filament. The transcript is spliced from 28 exons. Gene Ontology annotation, molecular function: ATP binding; microfilament motor activity; actin filament binding. The record is from RefSeq and is a predicted model, not a curated record. Gene Ontology annotation, cellular component: plasma membrane; vesicle; myosin complex. Lineage: Eukaryota; Metazoa; Chordata; Actinopteri; Anguilliformes; Congridae.
GGGGAGCUUCUCGUUUCGCUUUCUGAGGCUGUGGGACUGUGAGGAAGUGGGUGUGAUUGGCGUGUGAAGCCCCAUCCGCUUUGAGACGCGGCUCGAUUUCCACUCUCAUCCCCGGCCCUGGUGCCAUCGCUCUGAGGAGCGACGAUCGGAUUACGCAGCCUAAAACUUCAAACGCCGGGAGGAGGAGGAGGAGGAGGAGGAGCAGGACCGCAGAGGAGAACCCAGGGAGAACCACAGCACCGUCACCAUGGGGAGUAAAUACCACUGGCAGAGCCAGAACGUGAAGCAGAGCGGGGUGGAUGACAUGGUCCUGCUGUCCAAGAUCACCGAGGACGCCAUCGUGGAGAACCUGAAGAAGAGAUACAUGGACGACUACAUCUUCACGUACAUCGGCUCCGUCCUGAUAUCUGUGAAUCCAUUUAAGCAGAUGCCCUAUUUUACCGAUCGGGAGAUCGAACUCUACCAAGGAGCUGCACAAUAUGAAAACCCACCUCACAUCUACGCACUAACAGACAACAUGUACAGGAACAUGAUGAUCGAUGGGGAGAACCAGUGUGUCAUUAUCAGUGGAGAGAGUGGAGCAGGAAAGACGGUUGCUGCAAAGUACAUCAUGGGCUACAUCUCCAAAGUAUCGGGAGGAGGACCCAAAGUACAGCAUGUGAAGGACAUCAUCCUGCAGUCCAACCCCCUGCUGGAGGCCUUCGGCAAUGCCAAGACCGUCCGCAACAACAACUCCAGCAGAUUCGGCAAGUAUUUUGAGAUCCAGUUCAGUCGAGGAGGAGAGCCCGACGGGGGCAAAAUUUCCAACUUCCUCCUCGAGAAGUCCAGGGUGGUGAGCCAGAACGAGAGUGAGAGGAACUUCCACAUCUACUACCAGUUGCUGGAAGGGGCUUCAGCUCAGCAGAAAGAGAACCUGGGCAUCAUGACCCCGGAUUACUAUUACUACCUAAACCAGUCUGGCACCUACAAGGUGGACGGCACAAACGACAGCAAGGACUUCCAAGAAACCAUGGAAGCCAUGCAUGUGAUCGGGAUCUCAACGAGCUACCAGGACCAGACACUGCAGAUUGUGGCGGGGAUUCUGCACCUGGGAAACAUCAGCUUCAUCGAGGCGGGGAACUAUGGACAGGUGGAAAGCAUGGACUUGCUGGCAUUCCCCGCCUUCCUGCUGGGAAUAGCCCAGGAACGCCUGCAGGAGAAACUGACCAGCCGCAAGAUGGACUCCAAGUGGGGGGGCAAGUCGGAGUCCAUCAACGUGACCCUGAACAAGGAGCAGGCCUGCUACACCCGCGACGCCCUGGCCAAGGCCCUCUACACCCGCGUCUUCGACUUCCUGGUGGAGGCUAUUAACAAAGCCAUGCAGAAGCCUUAUGAAGAAUACAGCGUUGGUGUUCUGGACAUCUAUGGUUUUGAGAUUUUCCAGAGAAACGGGUUCGAGCAGUUCUGCAUCAACUUUGUGAACGAGAAGCUACAGCAGAUCUUCAUCGAGCUCACGCUGAAAGCUGAACAGGAAGAGUAUGUUCAGGAGGGUAUUAAAUGGACACCAAUUGAGUAUUUCAACAACAAAGUAGUGUGUGACCUCAUUGAGAACAAACUGAAUCCCCCUGGCAUCAUGAGUGUCCUGGACGAUGUGUGUGCCACCAUGCACGCUAAGGGAGAGGGGGCGGACGGAACACUCCUCCAGAAACUGCAGGCAGCCGUGGGCACCCAUGAGCACUUCAACAGCUGGAACUCUGGAUUCGUCAUCCACCACUACGCCGGCAAGGUUUCCUACGACAUCAACGGAUUCUGCGAGAGGAAUCGCGACGUUCUUUUCAACGACCUCAUCGAGCUCAUGCAGAGCAGUGUGCACGAUUUCAUCAGAAGCCUCUUUCCGGAAAACCUGAACACAGAAAAGAAGGGACGGCCCAGCACUGCCAGCUCAAAGAUCAAGAAACAAGCCAAUGACCUGGUGAACACGCUGAUGAAGUGCACCCCCCACUACAUCCGCUGCAUCAAGCCCAACGAGACCAAGAGGCCCAAGGACUGGGAGGAGAGCCGAGCGAAGCACCAGGUGGAGUACCUGGGCCUCCGAGAGAACAUACGCGUGAGAAGGGCCGGCUUCGCCUACCGCCGACUCUUCAGCAAGUUUCUGCAGAGGUACGCCAUUUUGACGACGGAGACCUGGCCGCACUGGAGGGGGGACGAGAGGCAGGGCGUGCAGCACCUCCUGCGCUCCGUCAACAUGGACGCCGACCAGUACCAGAUGGGCCGCAGCAAGGUGUUCGUCAAGAACCCGGAGUCGCUAUUUCUCCUAGAGGAGAUGAGGGAGAGGAAGUUCGACACGUUCGCCAGAACCAUCCAGAAGGCCUGGAGGAAAUACAUCGCCAGACGGAAGUAUGAACAGAUGAGGGAGGAGGCCUCCGACAUCCUGUACAACUCCAAGGAGCGUCGGAGGAACAGCAUUAACCGGAAUUUCGUGGGAGAUUACCUGGGAAUGGAGGAUCGCCCGGAGCUGCGGCAGUUCCUCGCCAAGAGGGAGCGCAUCGAUUUCGCCGACUCCAUCACCAAGUUUGACCGCAGGUUCAAGGCAAUCAAGAGGGACCUGAUCCUGACGCCGAAGGGGAUCUACCUGAUUGGCCGAGAGAAGGUGAAGAAGGGGCCGGAGAAGGGGCAGAUUAAGGAGGUGCUGAAGCGAAAACUGGAGCUGGCGAGUGUCUGCAGAGUUUCUCUCAGCACGAGGCAGGAUGACUUCUUCGUCCUGCACGAGACCCAGUACGACAGCCUUCUGGAGUCCACCUUUAAGACCGAGUUUCUCAGCCUGCUGUGCAAGCGCUACGAGGAAGCCACCAAGAACAAGCUCUCCCUGUCCUUCAGUGACCGGGUGGAGUUUAAGGUGAAGAAGGAGGGCUGGGGAGGGGGGGGCUCCAGGUGUGUGGUGUUCCAGAGGGGGCAGGGCGAUCUGGCACAGCUGAAGCCCGGGGGGAAGUCCCUGACCGUCACCGUGGGAGACGGCCUCGCCAAGACGUCCAAGCCGACCAGAAAGGGGGCCCCCCAGGCCAGAGGAGGAGGGGGGCGCACUCAAGCUCCUCGCAGAGACCAGCCGAACGGAGCCGCGCAGUUCUCCCGGCCGGGCCCCCGCCAGAACCCCCCCCCGCAGAGGGAGCAGACCUACUCCACGCCCCAGAAGCAGCUGCGGCCCCCCACCUCCGCGCCCCCGCAGAGGGGCGCCAAUCCGUCCCGCAGGGGCCCCGGCCAAAGCCAGCCCAGGAACCUGGACUUCCUCAACGUGCCCGACCAGGGCGUGUCGGGGAUGCAGAGGAGGAAAAGUGUCAGUCAAAACCGCCCGCCCCCGGCUCCGUCCAGCCGGCCCAAACCCAAGCCCCAAGGCCCUCGGUGCAAGGCCAUAUAUCAGUACGUGGGGCAGGACGUGGAUGAGAUCAGCUUUGACGUUAAUGAUGUCAUCGACCUUCUGAACGAGGACUCUUCAGGCUGGUGGACUGGACGGAUAAAGGGCAAGGAGGGCCUGUUUCCCGGCAACUAUGUGGAGAAGAUCUGAGGACUUGACGCGUAGCACCGGAUCACUGUUACCAUAGAGACCGAGGGAUGACCUCACUGACCUUAGUUAUGCACUGAAAUAUGUAUCCUCCUGAGACCAGGCAGAAAAACAGUUUGUAAAAUAAAAAUAAAAAAUUAGUUGUUUAGCUGAUUUAUCCAAAGCAACUUAUAGUUGAUUAGACCGAGCAAGGGACAAUCCCCAAUGCAGGGUUAAGGACCUCUCAGGCCCAGCCACUGUGCAGAUCUUAUUGUAGCUACACCGGGGCUUGAGCUACCAACCUUCUGGUGCAGUGAAUAUAUUUUUUAAAUAUUAUUUAUUUUAUUGAAUGUCCCUUUGUAGUGAAGGUUUCAGCAUAGUAGAUGCUGUAGAUAAUAUAUGAUUCUUGAAAUUAGGACCACUCUCAUGUCACCUACAGGGGACACAAAUUAAUUGCUGGGUCUUGGGAGGAUAUUAUUAUCACAUGAUCAAGUAUUAAAAUGACAUAUUUGUAGGAAGUCAGUCAGAGCAGGUAGUUAGGGUUCUACAAAUUAAUGCAAAAUCCAACAGUUAACAUAAUUUUUUCUAUUCACACUUGACACCACAAACACCUGAAAAAACUGUACAGACGUGUUUUCCAGUUUUGUUGGCAAUGUGUGUAUUGAUAAAAUGCGUACAUUCAACAAUGAUGCAGUUUACAUUCUGUUGUAAGUAGGAUGCGGUAUUAACACAUGUAGUACAAACAAGCGGCCACUGUGAGGCGCCGUUGCACUGUUUUCGGCGUCUUCAAGAAUGCUGAUUAUUCCAGAAAAAGCCGGGCUGUAAAAUAGGUUUCCAAGUACAGCAGCGUCCGUGCACUGGAACCCCUGAGAACGGCGCAUUUUCUUCAACUGUUUUAGAAAAUUGACGCUGAUCGUAAAAUGCAAUGAAAUACUGCAAUGUUGUUUAAUGCAAUCCGUCCGGAGGCAUGCUAUACUUAAUUGCAUUCUUUAUAGCCUUGCCUGUUUUCUUAGACUUUUUUUCAAUUAUUGUAAAGUAAUUUCAGGGGAUACAUUCUGUAUCUAGUAAAAUGAUAUUGCACGUGCCAGCUUCUCUUUUUCAAGUGUUGCAAAUAAUCCAUUCCCAAAUGUACAAUUUUUUUAAAAAAAAUGUUUUUUGCAACUGUACUCAUCCAAGUGUACUUUUAUUAAAUACUGUUCAAUUUGUA